GGGGAAAGAGUCUGUCUGUUUCUUUCUCUGUCUCUCUCUGUGUCUUUGUCUUUCCCUUUCUCUUUCUCCCUCCCUCCCUCCUUUACUCUGGCGUAAAGACGGCGAUAGAGAAUCGCUCUUUCUCUCUCUCGCUUUUCGGGUCGUCAUCUUCCCGGCGAUUGAUUUGUUCACUAGUUCCUCGAUCGGUGGAUCCAUCUGUGGAUUGAUUGAUGGAUUGAAUGACUUAUUGAUAGGUCGAUCGAAUGACUGACUGUUGUCCUGAUUUGCUCAUUGAUUGAUCGAUCGAUCGAUCGAUCGAUUGAUUGAUUGAUUGAUUGAUUCAUUCAUUCAUUCAUUCAUUCAUUCAUUGAUUGGUAUAUUGAUUGAUGUAUUGAUUGGUUGACUAAUUGGUUGAUUAACAUACUGAUUGAUUGAUUGAUUGGUAUAUUGAUUGAUGUAUUGAUUGGUCGACUAAUUGAUUGAUUAACAUACUGAUUGAUUGAUUGAUUGAAUGAACGAUGGCUUCGCAAUCUUAUCAACGGAUGCCGACAGUGCAUAUCCGUAGCUGUGACGACGAGGUAAUGAAGUUUGUGCUACAGAACACAGACACGAGUAUCGCCAACGCUUUGCGUCGUGUUAUCAUCGCCGAGGUUCCAACGAUAGCUAUCGAUCUGGUCGAGAUUGAAAGUAACUCCUCCGUUCUCAACGAUGAGUUCAUCGCUCACAGAUUAGGGUUGAUUCCGCUAACGAGCGAGCGCGCCGUGGAGAUGAAGUAUGCGCGCGACUGCGAUGCUUGUGACGGCGAUGGCCGUUGCGACUUCUGUUCGAUCGAGUUCACGCUUCACGUCAAGUGCACAAGUGACCAGACCUUGGAUGUAACAAGUGCAGAUCUGAUCACUUCUGAUCCGACGGUUCAACCGGCUGAUUGCGUUAAUCGUGGGGACAAGGGCGACUACUCUUCCGAUCAGAGGCCUAUACUUAUUGUCAAACUGAGGAGAAACCAGGAGUUGAAGCUGCGGGCGAUUGCUCGAAAAGGAAUCGGGAAAGAUCAUGCGAAAUGGUCGCCGGCGGCAACAGUCACGUUCCUCUUCGAGCCGGAGAUUCACAUCAAUCAGCCGCUCAUGGAUACUCUCACGGAUGACGAGAAGGAAAUCUGGGUCAACAGUAGUCCGACAAAAGUCUUCGGGAUCGAUCCAGUAACAAGACAGGUCCAAGUGGUUAAUAAUGAAGCCUACACGUAUGACCAGGAGGUGAUCAAACAAGCUGAGGCUAUGGGGAAGCCAGGGUUGGUGGAAAUUAUUUCUAGAGAGGACAGCUUCAUCUUCACGAUAGAGUCGACGGGGGCACUUAAACCUUCAGCCAUGGUUUUUGCCGCAAUCGAUGUCUUGAAGCAGAAGCUCGACACCGUCAGAUCUGCAUUCGCCGACACGGAUAUACAAGAUAGCGAAUUCAGAGACCUCACUGGACAUCUGACGCACUCGUAAAUUCUCCUGUUGUUUUUUUAUCAUUUUCCGUUUGAUCGUUUACAUGAACCCUGGUUCGAACAUGCGGUUAGAUACCCUUUUUUUUUUUUUUUUUUUUUUUUUUUUUUUUUUUUUUUUUUUUUUUUUUUUUUUUUUUUUUUUUUUUUUUUUUUUGGCGGUUAGACUCUUGAUUUCAGCGUCAACUAGCUUAUGUGAUAUGGCACCCUCGGUUAUUGUCCACGUGGCGCGGAACAUGAACGAGCACGUCGAUGUGGUGAGAGACCAACCCCUUUGAGAUGCCUCUAUAUCUGUGCGUCUGCCCAACCAAUAGACAGGCGCCAGGGGUAGGGUUAUGGCGGUACGCUACUGGGAGGCGCUUGUAGCGGUACCUGAAACUCUGGUUAAAAAAAAAAAAGAUGCUUCUAUCUGGUAUGUCAAUCCCACCAGUUCCUCAUCUUCUGCACAAGGAGCUCUUUGUUUUUUUUUGUUUUUUUUUUUUGGCACAAAGGAGCUUUUGUUGAUGCAAUGAGUUCAUUUGAUUCGGAUGCGGCAGAAGUGUGAGGUGAUUGGAGUAUCAGGGAUCUGUUCGGUGUGGGCCACAACGAGGGCUUGGAAUGUUGCGGAGGGGCUUGGUGGGGCAAUUUAAAAUGGGGGUCUUUGGCCUGGCCUUUGCUGUGAUUUUGUUGCUGUCGCAGGUAUCGGCUGGGUGUAUCAGAGAGGGGGGCUUGCUGGGCAGUGGGCACAUCAAUGGGGGUCAUUUGCCCGAACUUCGCUGUGCUGUUGUUGCUGUGGUGGGUUUCUUCGGCUGACUGUUGCUUUGUCAGGGUUUAAGUCUUUGUGGCUGUAUGGUAGGUAGGGUAGCUGAUAAGGCUUUGUGGCCCUGUUGUCACAAAGUUGUAGAGAAUGCGGUCUUUUUUUGGUAAUUGGGGCUCUACCAAAGCUUCUCUUCAGGGCCCACGUAGCACCCACAUAGUGAAGAAGCCAGAAGAAAAGUAGGGAAGCUGAUGAGUCUUUUUUCAAGGCCUUGUUCCCAGGAAGUCGUACAGAAUGAGUGAGCGCUUUUCUAUAAUCGGUUGAGUAGUUUUGACGAGGCUGGUGUCAUGAAGGACGCAGACGCAGUAGUGGGCGGUUUGUCCACUAGGCAUGUAGGGGGCUCCUCUAGCAGCAUCAUGUGUUUCACUAGCAGAAACCUUUGGAGAGUCAUGUCAGAGCUGUUUCUUGGAACCUUCUUGGCAGUUUCUUGGCACUUUCUCCAACUUUCUCCAACUUUCUUGUGUAUUAUUAGGCGUUGAGACAAAAAUUGUAUUUGCAAGGUGGCGUCUUUGAAUAGAUGGGCUUGGUUUGGUACCAGAGAGCAGAGUUUUGUGAAGUCUUGUUUCGAGCCCGCGCCGUUGGGCUGUGUCCGCCUGCAUCGUCAGGCUACCACCAAGGGCUAUGUCCUGUCACGUUCUGGAGUGACAAUUUGUUCGCUGGUCCGAGACUCCCGAGUCUUCUUCGGACAAUUUGUGACAAAUUGUUUGUUUGUACCCCGUAAUGGGUAAAUUGCGCUUACUC
Messenger RNA from Chara braunii, 2996 nucleotides. Lineage: Eukaryota; Viridiplantae; Streptophyta; Charophyceae; Charales; Characeae. The record is from the annotation of a GenBank genome assembly.